AUGGAUGAGAGCGCGCCCUACAUCGUCGAGGUUGAUUUGGAGAACGGUGAGGAGUUUAUCGAUCUGGCUGAUACCGAGGAUACUGUGUUUGAACUGGAAGGUGGCCUCCGUCCGGCGCAGACCAUUGCUUUUCGCAUUCUGGUUGUGGUGGGCGAGAUCGACUACGCCGCCGUGGCAGCCGAUGCCAAGGCUAGCGCUGAUGAUGAUACCGAGGCUGGUGGUGAGGUGCUCUACGCCCCGGGGCCGAUCACUUACCUCCCAUCGGAAGUCUUUCAUGCCACCACGCUGCCGGACGUGCCCGAGGCCCCGGCGCAAGUCACCGUCGGCAAGUUCACCUCGUCAUGGAUUCGGUUCAUCUGCGGCAAGUCGCCGGCAGACAACGGCAAGGCCAUCACCGAGUACAUUGUCCAUGUCGACGACGGCUCGCUUGGUGGCAGCUCGGCGUCGGCGUCGGGACGACAGGGCGAGGCCGAGUUUGUUGCGUGCCGCACCUUUACCAUCGCCGUGGCCUCCAAUAAGAACGCCGUCGGCAAGGCCAUCCGCAUCGACAGCCUCGCCCCGGGCUCGCGGCUUGCCUUUCGCUGCGCAGCACGGAACGAGCUCGGUCUCUCGGCCUUUUCGCCCAUCACCCACGCUCGGCUCAAAAUCCUCCCGCCGAGCGAGCCGCUGCCGCCGACGCUGGUCUCUGCCCGCGAGACAGCGCUCACCCUCGCCUGGCGCCCGCCCGAGUCUGUGGGCGGCGCGCCGCGCAACGAGUUGGCGUACUGCCUCUCGAUGGCGGCAGGCGCUGAGUCGUUCAAGCCCACUUUCCGCGGCGGCGAGACGACGGCCGAAGUCUCCGGCCUCGCGCCGGCAACCGAAUACACCUUUCGGCUGGUGGCAUCCAACUCCAAAGGCGAGUCGCCGCCGUCGACCGUGGUGACCUUUGCCACCGCCGCUGGCGUUGCCCACCCGCCCACCAAGCUCAAGAUCGACGGGACAGUCGCGCCGACCUCGUUGCGAAUGGUGUGGACCGCACCGCUGGUCACCGGUGGCCUCCCGGUCUCGGCCUACAGAGUCUACCUCAAUAGCGCGCUCUAUCUCGAGACCGAGCAGUGCCACGCUCGCGUCAAUGGCCUUCAACCUGGCCUUUCUGGCACGCUGGAGCCGGUCGCGGCCGCUCAAGUUCUCCACCCCGCCGCUCGCCCGGCGCAGCCAGCUGCAGUCACUGUCACCGCCAUGACCCACGACUCGAUCGAGGUGGCCUGGGAAGCACCAGACUCUCAGGGUGCUCCACUGCUGAGCUUUGAACUCUCGGCCGUCGCUGUCGCACGCGACGGGACCGAGCACACCCUGCCGGGACUCGAGCUCCCCGGGCGGGCACGGCAAGCGUGCCUUGCGGACCUCACCCCGUCGACGCUGUACAAGAUCUCGCUGGUGGCGUCCAACUCGACCGGCGCAUCGAAUCCGUCGCAGGAGGUGGCGGUGACCACUCCACCGCCACCACCUGGUUUGCCGCCACCGCCGCUUGCGCCGCCAAGCGUCAUCGGUGUCACCCUCGACACGCUUGUUCUCGGUUGGGCUCCGCUGCCGGCGGCCGCUCAGGAUCCGCGGGCGCCGCUCUCGGCCUAUGUGGUAUAUCAAGAGGCGCUGGCGCGGACGGGGUCCGUCGAGAAGCAGCACAAGCCUACGCUCUCGCGGGUGUACAUGGACAAAGAGGCGUGUGCAACGCUGCGACAGCUCGACGACGCGCACGUCUAUCGGUUUGCGCUCGCUCUCCGCAAUCGGGUUGGCGAGACGCCGCGCGGGCCGUGGACCGAGUGGCUGACACUCGCGCCACAGCCGCCGCCGACACCGCCGCCGGCGCCGCGCGUGGGCGAGACGACCGCCAGCGGUGUUGAGGUCAGUGUGGCGCUGCCGGAGCGCGACGGACUCGCACCGUUUGUGAGGCUCGACGUACUGGCGCGCAUUGUUUACGCGCCGUCGCUCGAGCGCAGCGAGACUAUGACGCUGGCGUCGGGUGCAGUGCUUUCGUACACGAGCUGGGCCCCGGUGGCGGCGGUGCCGGUGGCGGCAGGCAUGGCCAUGCCUGUGCCGGUGGUUGUCAGCGGUCUCUCACCGGGCAUGUCGCUCGAGCUGGCGAGCGUGGCGUGGAACGCGCUAGGGAUGUCGCCGCGGUCGGAGCGGGCGACGGCGACGCUCCGUGGCAUGCCGCCGUCGCAGAUGGAGCCGCCAGCGUUGGCGUCGACCGGCGCGGUCGGUCAAGAGUCGAUCGGGUUGCGGUGGCACCCGCCGGAACACGACUUUGGGGCACCGGUCUUCAAGUAUGUUGUGUACUCGGAGGUCGGGCUCGACGACGCCGGCCUGCCGAUCCGCGAGCAGCUCCUCACCACGACCAAGACGGCGGCUGAGAUCAGUGGACUGUCGCCGGGAACCCGGUACCGGUUCUCGGUGGCGGGCGUGUCUUCCGAAGGCAUUUCGGCGCCGUCCGAGGUGCUGGACGUCAUGACGCUUCCGCCACGGGCGCUGGCCCCGCAGCCGCCGAUGGUCCAGCCGCACAGCGAGCCGGCCCGGGCCAACGCGGGCGAGGUGACGCUGGUAUGGGACGAGGCUGCCCCCAUGUCCAAGGCGCGGAAGCGGAAGCUGGCCAAGGCGCGGAAGGCCCGCGGCGUGGUCCCGACCACGCAGUACGAGCUUUUCGUCGACGAGACGGACGCCGGCGAUGGAUGGCGGCUGAUCUACGCCGGCAGUCUUCCGCAGUACGAGUUCCAAAUUCCUGACGAGGCCGGUGUUCGGGUCAAGGUCCGUGGACUCGGCGCGGGAGGCGAGCGGUCGGCCUUUAGCAGCGUUGUGGCUGUGAGCAGAGGCAAGUAUGUGCUAGAGGCUGGCGAUGUGCCGAGCGCAAGCGCGAGCGCAAGCGAGAGCGAGAGCGAGAGCGAGAGCGACGACGAGGCUCCCGACGGCAGCACGCCGUUUGACGGCCCGAGCCGCGGACGCUCGAGCGGCGAGAGGCCGAUGCAGCUGUGGAUGGCCGGCGUGGGCGUGGCGGCGGCGGCGGCGGCGGUGGCAGCCGGCCUCUGGUUUGGUGGCGAGGAGACUCAGUAA
Molecule: messenger RNA, 3084 nt
Organism: Thecamonas trahens ATCC 50062
Lineage: Eukaryota; Apusomonadida; Apusomonadidae
Exons: 3
Coding region: 1-3084 (1027 amino acids)
Molecular function (GO): protein binding
Source: RefSeq, a predicted model, not a curated record